AGCAGGGGAGGGGGCAGGGGCGCCGCGCACGCGCAGGGCCGGCGGCGCGCGCGGAGCGGGGGGCACCGCGCGGGUGCAGCCACGAUGGAAGGGGGUGCGUACGGAGCGGGCAAAGCCGGGGGCGCCUUCGACCCCCACACCCUGGUCCGGCAGCCGCACACUAUUCUGCGCGUCGUGUCUUGGGUGUUCUCCAUCGUGGUAUUCGGCUCCAUCGUGAAUGAGGGCUACCUCAACAACAACUCGGGGGGCGAGAAGUUCUGCAUCUACAACCGCAACCCCAGCGCCUGCAGCUAUGGCGUGGCUGUGGGCGUGCUCGCCUUCCUCACCUGCCUGCUCUACCUGGCCUUGGACGUGUACUUCCCGCAGAUCAGCAGCGUGAAGGACCGCAAGAAAGCUGUCCUGUCCGACAUUGGGGUUUCAGCCUUCUGGGCCUUCCUCUGGUUCGUGGGCUUCUGCUUCCUGGCCAACCAGUGGCAGGUGUCCAAGCCGAAGGACAACCCAAUGAAUGAAGGGACAGAUGCGGCCCGGGCCGCCAUCACCUUCUCCUUCUUCUCCAUCUUCACGUGGGCGGGCCAGGCCAUGCUGGCCUUCCAACGGUACCAGAUUGGCGCCGACUCGGCCCUCUUCUCCCAGGACUACAUGGACCCCAGCCAGGACUCCAGCAUGCCUUACGCCCCCUACGUGGAGCCCAGCGCCGGGCCGGACCCCGCCGGCAUGGGUGGGACCUACCAGCAGCCGGCCAACGCCUUUGACACCGAGCCCCAGGGCUACCAGUCCCAGGGCUACUGAGCUGCCGUGACCACCUGCCCCUUGCCUGUCCCCGCCCCAGUCCCAGCUGCCCCUCCCCCCCACCCCUGCCCACACCCAGACCCUUGCUCCCUCCCAGACUGCCCUGCCCAGCGCCUUGCCAGCCUCUGCGCUGUUCUGCUGUGGUCCAGGGCAGCUCGGUGGGAUGGGGCGGUGAGGUGUUGGGGGUGCGUCUCCGCGUGUGUGCAAGGCUGUCUGGCAGGGGCUGGGGGCGUUUGCACUCGUGCGUUGUGUCACCGAGCGUUCAUCACGUGCCUACUGUGUGUCACGUAUGGGCUUGAUACAGGUAGUGAGAGACCAGUGGCCCAGGGAAGGGGGAAGACAAGGUGCAGAGGAGCCCCGCUGGUCCCGGAGGUGGGAAUUGGUGUGAAAGCCCGGGAUGAUGCCAGGAAGGUUUGGCUCCGGGGUGUGUGGGGACACGUGGAGGACACUGGGGGCUGUCACCCAGCCCUACUACGAGCAUGGGGGCGGUCUCCGUUUUAUGGUUGAGAGCACUGAGGCCUGCAGAAGUCAGGGUCCCUUGCCCAGGGUCACGCAGGCAGCCAGUGAUAGAGUUGGGCCCAAGCCCCAGCCACCUGACUGGAGAGCCCCUGCUGUCUCCUGUCUUCCCUGCCUUCCCCGUCCCUGGGGCUCCACCACUCAGUAUUCCUGUCACUCUGGGAGGCCUUGGGGACCUCAGCCCGUGAGAGAACCCCGAUUCUUCUGCAAGCCAAGGGCCCGCUCUGCCCGGCUGCUCCCCACAGCGGGACAGCCCAGCCUCCAGGCCCCGCUCCCCACAGCGGGACAGCCCAGCCUCCAGGCCCCGCUCCCCACAGCGGGACAGCCCAGCCUCCAGGCCCCGCUCCCCACAGCCCCACAGCCCCUCCCCCAGCCUCCAGUCAGGGUGGGAGGCCGCGGGGCUCGCCUCACUCACCAGUUUCCCCACGUGCUGUUCCGUGCUGUGCGCCCCACGGGGAGCUCUAGCACCCUCUUUGUGGCCUCCCAAAGGACUGACCGUUGUCCCUGCCCAGGGCUGGGCGGACGAGGAGGCUCAGAGUGGGGAGUGACCGGCCCAAGGUCGUAGUGACUGAGUGGCAGAGCUGGGCUUGCUGCCCGGGUUUCUUGGCCCCAGCCACCCAGCGGGUGCCCCAAUGCCCUGCCCUGCCCUUGUGACCUCCCAGGAAACAGAAGUGAUCUGGGACACUGUGUCAUCUUUCCCUCAGCUGGGGUUAGCCAAGGGGCUCGGGGCCUGGAACACCCAAGGACAUGUAGAGUCCUUCCACUGGCCUUCCAGAAGGCCCAAUGAGAGGACCGUCUCCCUGUGGGAGUCAGGGGAGAGAGGGCAGGGGCUGUGGAACCCUCAAGGCCAGCCUCCGAGCUGCUGCCGUGGGACAAACCGCUCCCAAGAUGAACGCUGAGAGCCCCUGGUGCAUGGUAGGCUGGGGGAGACGGUAGCAGGUGUCUCCAAAGGCACGAGGAGGAUUGGGAGGAGGAAGGGAUUCUUCACUGAACCUUAAAGGAUGGGGAGGCCUUAAAGGAGAGAGGCGUGGGGGUGCAUGGGGCCCCGCGUCCACUGGCCGGUGCCCCAGGGAGCAGGACCAGGAUAUCGUGGCCUGGCACCAUGCUGGCUGUUCCCACCACCGGCACCCCAUGCCCCCACAAGAAUCCUCAGAGGCAGGUGAUACUCACUCACUUGCCCAUUGACUCAGCAGCUGUCUCAUGCCAGGGUUUCAGAAAACAUGCAAACUGGCUAUCCAGAGAUGUGUCCCAAGCCAACCACUGUACCCAGGGUCCACCAGGGGGCAGAGUGCUAUCCCGAGUGCUUGCCGCGGUGGGGUGGGGGUGGAGGGGGCUCUAGGAGGGGCCAGGAGGAUGGGCAGCAGUUAGCACAGUGAUGAGGGAAGAAGGAGGAAUUUCCUAGAUUGAGAAGUAGCAUCGUUGUCCCCACUCAACAGAAAGCGAAACUGAGGCUCAGAGUGUAAACAAGUUAGCAGUGGAGCAGGGAUCUGAACUUGAGCCUGUUCAAAUCCUCGGGAGGGGCAGCAGUGACAGGAGAGAUCCUCAGACAGCCAAGGAACAGCUGGUCUUCAUAUACUCCAAUUUCCACAUCUGGGGGAGGCGCCCUGUCUCUGGUAACCCGCCAGUGGCACAAGUGGGGAUGGGAUGAAGUGGUGGCGUUUACCAGGCCGAGCAGCGGAGCCUGUACAAGACCCAAGUUUGAGAAGCAGGUAAGGGGCGCGGGUGGUUGUGGGUGCGCUUCUGGCAAAGUGAGGUUCUGUACACACGCGGGAGGUUGAGAGAGGUCCGGCACCAAACAGCUCCCCUGCUGAUGGACACCAGGAGACCCCAUUCUCCCUGGGCACCAACCAGCUGCUCAUGAUAUGGAGCUGGAGGGUUGGGUACCACUUGAGUUUCGCCGAUCCCCUUGGUAUUUCUUCUAGACUGUCCCUGCCACCCCAGACUGGGGAAGUUUACAGAACCCCUGCCAUGAGGGAGGGGCCCAGAAUCUUCUCACUUUGCAUUCUUCACUCGACCUGGGGUACAGCCCAGACAUGAUCCCACCAUCAAGCUGGGUGUUGGCAGGGGCCCAAUAGUGGUGCAGGUGAUAAAUGGGGAGAGGGCGGGAUUCAGCUGGAACCCAGGACUCCUGACUCCCCUUCUGCGGGUUUGGUAGGGACCCCCUGCUUCUUCCACUGACUGAGGACAGCACCCAGGAGGUCCCAAACUUAGAACCCAUGUUCGUGGGCCAACAGUAUCCUCUUUCCCCCUCCCUGCUGCCUCCCUCGGCCUCUCCCUUGCUUCCAACCCUUUCUUUGGAGAAGGCUGCCGCCUGCAGCCUGACCUUGCCGGGCUUGGGCUCCCUCCUUCCACCAAGCACAAGAGAGGGCCCAGGAAAACUGGGUUCCACACAAGUUUAGAGUUGCAAGGACCCUUAGAGAAGGUAGAGUAGGCCAAGAAGACCGUCAUUUGUCCAAAGUCCUGCAUAGAGAAGUUGAGGACGUCGGUCUCCUGCCCCUGAGUUAACACCCUGCACAGUCUUGGGCCGUCUGCCCGGGUGUGGUGUCUGGUACUGGGGGUGUGACAGUGGGGGUCUAAUUCUCCAGGGUGUGGCAUCCGCUCCCUUACUCCACCCUCCCGUGAUUUUUGAUCUUCAAAGACUCUCGGGGGCAUCAGGCUCCCCCCAUGUAACCAAGAGCCCCCACUUGUUACCCCUUGAGGGCCCCCAACCUUGGCCCAAGACCCCUUUGAUUCUCUAAGGAGCAGGAAGGGGGAGCACCCCUCCCAAGAGUUUGUGGGAGGAUGGGCUGGUCCAGCCAUCUCCUAGCGCUGCCCCUUAAUGUGACAUUCCCCAUCCCCUGGUGCCCACAGCCCUUGUCUGGGUGUCCCAGCCCUCCUGCAGCGUAACUGCCUGUGUAUAGUAUAAAUAUAUAUAUUUUCUAUAUAUAAGAUGUAUAAUAUAAGGCUCCACAAAUAUAUCUCUGUGUGUGCGCGUGUGUGCAGUGAAUGGCGGUCCCCAUCCUGGGCCCCCACUCUGGACUCCCCCACCACCUGGUUAAGUCUCAAGAGUGAAUCCAGUGGCCCCGUGACACCCUCCAUUAUGACAUCUGUCCAUUUGUGGUGAACCAAGUGAAGGUGGUGACUUCUGGUGACAUAGUAAUAAAGUGAAGACAAACCCACCAGCUGA
Molecule: messenger RNA, 4471 nt
Organism: Lutra lutra (Eurasian river otter)
Lineage: Eukaryota; Metazoa; Chordata; Mammalia; Carnivora; Mustelidae
Gene: SYNGR1
Product: synaptogyrin 1
Exons: 4
Coding region: 85-789 (234 amino acids)
Cellular component (GO): neuromuscular junction; synaptic vesicle membrane
Source: RefSeq, a predicted model, not a curated record